CAGCUUUCGACAGUGCAAUCACCAUGGCUCCAUAUCCUUACAUGUUAUCAAGAACCCUUGAUCCCAUCUUCUCGAUAUUUGUUGGGGUUGUAUCUUACUACUCCUACGAAGCCCGAAUCCAAAGACCAGAAGGCCACACCUUGAAUGAGUUGAUAGCGAAGAGAUACCAUCAAACCUUUGGCCCCUCAAAAAACGACGAGUAACAGGCUCGGGUUGUGAGAU
Messenger RNA from Ascoidea rubescens DSM 1968, 222 nucleotides. RefSeq names its product Nce101p (gene NCE101). Bases 24 to 203 code for a protein of 59 amino acids. The transcript has 2 exons. The record is from RefSeq and is a predicted model, not a curated record. Lineage: Eukaryota; Fungi; Ascomycota; Saccharomycetes; Ascoideales; Ascoideaceae. Gene Ontology annotation, biological process: protein secretion.